AUGGGCAAGUCUGGGUCAGUCUCUUGUGGGGUCACUGCUCCUUUCUGCUGGAUCCUGGUGUGCACAAGGUUCUGUUUGCAUCCUCCCAGAGUCUAUUUCCCAGUCCUAUAUAAGUUCUGGCAGCUUUAUGGGGGGUUAAUGGUGACCUCCUCCAAGAAGGCUUAUACCAUGCCCAAGUCUGCUGCACCCAGAGCCCCUGCCCCUGCAGCAGUCCACUGCCGACCCGCACCUCCACAGGAGACGCUCAAACACAGCUCUGUCUCAGUCUCUGUGGGGUUCCUGGGUCCUGGUGCGAACAACAUUUGUUUGAGCCCUCCGAGCAUCUCUGGCAGGAAUGGGGUUUGA
Molecule: messenger RNA, 345 nt
Organism: Rangifer tarandus platyrhynchus (Svalbard reindeer)
Lineage: Eukaryota; Metazoa; Chordata; Mammalia; Artiodactyla; Cervidae
Source: the annotation of a GenBank genome assembly